Molecule: messenger RNA, 1728 nt
Organism: Phytomonas sp. Hart1
Lineage: Eukaryota; Euglenozoa; Kinetoplastea; Trypanosomatida; Trypanosomatidae
Source: the annotation of a GenBank genome assembly
AUGUCUCUUUACGUACCGCCUCAUCGAAAGACGGACGAUCAAUCGAAAGCAGAGGAACUGACCGAUAUGACCUCCGAGGCUUACCAACAGGCCGCCUGGCAAGCCCUCCGACGUACUUUAACGGGCAUUAUUAAUCGGCUGAGCGGCGAGAACCUCGCGGAUUCGGCCACCCAGCUCUUCCGCGAGAAUCUCAUUCGCGGGCGGGGGCUUUUUGCGCGGUGUUUAUUCCGCGCCCAACAGGCCGAUCCCGAACUCACGCUUCUCCUUUCCUCCUUGGCGAGUCGUAUUAAUAAGGAGUUCCCUCACGUGGUAUUCCUGCUUUGCAAGCGCCUGGUGGCGCAAUGGCGGCGGACCUACCUCCGAAAGGAUUGGCAAUCGCUCGAGAAUAUCAGCCGAUUCUUGGCGGGGUUGUACAUCUUCAACGUCGUCGAGGUGGAUAUUAUCUACCAGAUCAUCCUGGAGCAUCUGGGUUCGGAAACGCGCGGCGAGGAAGACAUUGAUCAGGCGGCGAAACUCUUCCGCGCGACCUUCCGCGCGAUGUCCGAGCGCGCGCGAGGGGAGUUUCACGAGCAGGUCCUCACCCCUUUUCGCGAUUUUUUAGCCAUGGACGAUGACUCCGCGCGUCUUUCCGCGCGCGCCGAGGCGGUGCUGGAAAGUUGCCUCAAGGAGGUUCAGAAGUGGGAGCGCGCGAAGGACGAGGUGAGCGUGAUCCCGGAGAAUCUACUGCUCAUCGACCUCAACGCGCAAACGACGCAUGCACUAAACCUGGAGGAAAAGUACGCGCCGGAGGAUCACCUGGAUCGCUACGCCUUUGAUAGCGCGUACGUCGAGCAUGAGGAAACCUAUGAGGUCGCUCGCAAGGCGAUUCUCGGCGAAAACUGGGAGAUGGAGCUCCUUGAGCGAGCCGCAAUCGCCGAGGAGGAGGAUUCGCAGGACGAAACCGAUGAAGAGGAUGCAAAGGGAAAUGAUAUAGAACCUGGUAAAUCCUUUGCUAAUGCCAAAGAAAGACAUCCGCCGAAUAAAGAGGCGACGGCGCAGCGCGCGCUUGACUCCUCGAAGCCGGUAAUUUCCAACGAGCAGCGGCAGCUUCGAAAGGAGGUUUAUUUAGCGAUCUGCAGUAGCGUUCGCGCGGACGAAGCGGUGCAUAAAAUCUUAAAGCAAAUGAAGUCAGGGACGGAGCGGACGGUGUGCUUUAUGGUUAUUGAAGGAUGCUGUGAAGAGAAAUCCUACCGAAAGAUGUACGCCAUGGCGGCUGAGCGACUUUGUAAAAGCAAAACCCACUUUCAAACCUUUUUUAUCGAGGCUUUUCUUGAGCGGUAUAUCGAUGCAGAGGAUUUAACGCUGAAGCAGAUCGAAUACACCUGCAAAAUUUACACCCAUCUGCUGCGGACGAAUUCGCUAUAUUGGCACCGGUGCCUUGGGGUGAUGGAUAUCCUGUACAACAACGAAUCCCAGCGUUUGUUUAUCAAUUUUCUCCUCCAAGGACUCAUGGAGGAGAUGGGCGAUCAGGCCCUGCGAAAGCGCCUGGAGGCCGAUUCCGAAUUGGCGUUUUAUAUUCGUAAGCUAUUUCCCGUUGAGCAGGAUGCGGCCUCGUUGGAAACGGCCAUCAACCUCUACGCGGCAAUGGGGCUUUCUUAUCUGACGACGCCGAUGCGCCUUGCACUGGAAAAGCGACGCGGGUCCGAGCGAAAGCGGUCUCGCGUCGAGGAUGAUCGGGAGUACGUCUGA